Pristis pectinata (smalltooth sawfish) is the source of this 2148-nucleotide messenger RNA. RefSeq names its product GPI mannosyltransferase 4-like. Gene Ontology annotation, cellular component: endoplasmic reticulum membrane. Gene Ontology annotation, biological process: GPI anchor biosynthetic process. The record is from RefSeq and is a predicted model, not a curated record. The transcript has 3 exons. NCBI's taxonomy places the organism in Eukaryota, Metazoa, Chordata, Chondrichthyes, Rhinopristiformes, Pristidae. The coding region runs from base 1 to 1917 and encodes 638 amino acids. Gene Ontology annotation, molecular function: alpha-1,2-mannosyltransferase activity.
AUGUUAAUUAAGUUGGCAAGUGAGGUAGGGUUUGAUGGAAUAGACUGGGAUGAUGUUCAAGAAUUACUGGAAGAGCUUACAAAUAUGGAUCUGUCAGAGCCUGAGCAACAAAGAUCACAAGAAGAAGGAGCCACUGGCAUAAUGCCACCACCACCAAAACAGCUCACUGCAAAAAGGCUUUUGGAGCCUAAGAUAAUGUGGCUGUCCUUUGGGCUAUUCAGGAUACUAUGGUGUCUGGCUCCACAAACAGGCUACAUACACCCUGAUGAAUUCUUUCAGUCUCCAGAGGUUAUGGCAGGCGACAUUUUGAACUUGAAAAUCUUCCACCCUUGGGAAUUUAAUACUUGUUACCCCAGCAGAUCAAUUCUUUUCCUGUUGGUCACAACAGGCUUUUCAUUCACAAUACUUAAAAAUUUACAAAAUUCUGGCCUUUUUGGCAACAUCCUAAACAGCUAUACUUUGUUGGUUUUCCCCAGAUUUUACCUGACGUGCCUGUCCUUUAUAUUGGACUACUCUGUAUACCAUUUAGCCUGUCUCUGGGAUGCAGACCCAUGGAAUGCUCUAACACUGUUGAGUAUGUCACAUGUGAUGUUGGUCUUUCACACCAGAACAUUUUCAAAUUCUAUAGAAGCAGCUCUGUUUGCAUUGCUGCUGUUGUUAGUGGCUCUGGAAACAAAGCAAGCAAAUGUGGCAUCAGAUGCUGGAAAAAAGAACAGAAGGAAGAAUAAAUAUCUUAUUGGGGUUGUUUUAGUAUCAGGUUUUUUUAAUAGGCCCACAUUCAUUGUUUACGCUUUAGUGCCAAUGUUCCUGUGGCUUUCUCAUGAUCAGAAAGGCACAUUUCGGUUCAGUUUCAGAACAAUUUUGAGUAAUACUUUUGGUACUUUUUCAUCUGUAAUUGUAACCACUUUUACUUUCAUUUUGAUAGAUACAUUUUAUUUUGAUAUAAUGUUUUCUGACAUGCACUGUAUUUUGAAAACUGGAAAUACUGUACAUAAACAUAUUGCUAAUCUAAGACAACAUAUAGCUUUAACUCCUCUCAAUUUCAUUGUGUACAACUUGAAAUCAGAAAACCUUUCUACACAUGGGAGUCAUCCCUGGUUUACACAUUUGACUGUGAAUGGUCUUAUACUGUUUGGUACUCUUCAUUUGUCAGCUGUUGUUUCUGGUAUCCAAGUCAUAAUCAGCAAAUUUACCUGUAGUGCUGGAAGUCCAAAGAGACAGCAAUUUGAACAGAGAUUAUUGAAGGCAUUUCCUAUUACACUAUCAAUUACUGAAUAUUUAAUUUUGCUUUAUUUUGUACCUAUGAUCAUUCUUUCUUUUUUUUGUCAUCAGGAAGGACGGUUUCUUAGUCCACUUAUUGUACCAGUUGUUCUUCACUGUGCUUUAAAACAUAAGGUAUUGGGCUGGAAAACUGUAAUUGUUGUAUUUAACAUUUUGUGUUCAGUACUUUUUGGCUGUCUACACCAGGGUGGCCUGAUUCCUUGUAUUUUCUAUUUAGAAAAACUUCUCCAUUUAAAGGAUUCUGUAGUUAAUCAGGAGGAAUACAUUUUGAUAUUUUAUCAUACUUACAUGCCUCCAAGACAUCUCCUGAAUGUCAAAUCAGAUCAAGAAUUUGUCAGAAUCAUUGAUCUAGGAGGGUCUGAUGUUUCUGUGUUCAACAGCACAGUGAAUAGAUUACUUGACAAUUUUUCUUCUAUUGAGAACAACCAAACAAAUAUUUACAUCAUUGCACCUAGUACUGUUGAAUAUACUUUUAAUUAUUGCAACUUUCAGUGGAAACCUAUUGCAUCCUUCUUCCCCCAUUUGUCUAUGGAAGAUCCUCCUAAUAUUUCUAAAGUUAUUUCUAAGGAUAUAUUGAGCCAGCUGAGUCUUAAUAUUUUCAAGGUGCAGACAAAGGGAAAGAAUUCUAAAACUUAAGGAAGUCAGCUUUAUUUUUGAUGUUUUCAUACUGUUUGCUAUUACGAUGUAUUUGUGAGUGUUCUUUUUUUUGCAGAUGUGUUAGAAUUGCAGAUGUGUUAGAAUCGCAGAUGCUGGAAGUCUGAAAUAAAGAUAAAAUGCUAGAAAUACUCAGUAGAUCAGGUGGCAUCUGUAGAAAGAGAAAAAGAGUUAAUAUUUAAAAAUUUUCAAACUGCUCGAUCAGGAUUUCAA